Messenger RNA from Lontra canadensis (Northern American river otter), 1620 nucleotides. RefSeq names its product RAS like family 10 member A (gene RASL10A). Bases 639 to 1250 code for a protein of 203 amino acids. Lineage: Eukaryota; Metazoa; Chordata; Mammalia; Carnivora; Mustelidae. The transcript has 3 exons. The record is from RefSeq and is a predicted model, not a curated record. Gene Ontology annotation, molecular function: GTP binding; GTPase activity.
GGCUGGAUCCCUCCCUCCGGCUUCCUGCGCCCCAGUCACCUUCCUGCGACCCUUCCCGGGAGGAGCAUCCCGGGCGGGUAGUGAGGAGCUGGGGAGGGGCGGGCCGGCGGUUACCUCAUCGCCGCCUCCGGGAAGCUCCGCUCGCCCGCUCGCUCCUCGCUCGCUCGCGCCCCUGGCUGGGGCGGCGACUCAGGGCGCCGGAGCGACCGAAGGACAACGGGACUGAGGCACCGAGAGGCAGCGCCGUCCCCGCGCCCGGACCCGCUGCGGGACGCGCUGCGGGACCCGCGCGGCCAGGAGGUCCGACCCCGGUGCUCACGCUGCCGGCGGCGCCUCCAGCUCGCGCUGCGGGGCGGAGGCGGUGUCUGCACCGCGCGCGGGGUCUGUUCUCUCCCGAGCUUCGGCACCCGCCGGAGCUGCUCGUUCGUCCUCCGUCGGCCUGCUCGGCUUGCUGCCCUCCGGCCACCCGCUCCGUCCUCUGGCCCGGCCUCUCCUGGCCCAGGGUGCCCCGGGGGCGGAGGGGUGGGGGGCGAUGGGGAGCGCGGGGCCAGGGCGCACCGGGCAGGGCACGCGGGGCGCACGGCGCAGCGCUGGCCCAUGAGGGUUUACAGCGCUGGGCGCGGCUGGGCGCGCGGGCCAUGGGGGGCAGCCUGCGGGUGGCUGUGCUGGGUGCCCCGGGCGUGGGCAAGACGGCCAUCAUCCGCCAGUUCCUGUUCGGUGAUUACCCGGAACGCCACCGGCCCACGGACGGGCCACGCCUCUACCGGCCCGCGGUGCUGCUCGAUGGCGCGGUCUACGACCUGAGCAUCCGCGACGGCGACGGCGCUCCUCCGGGUCAGAACCCCGGGGGUCCAGAGGAGUGGCCAGACUCCAAGGACUGGAGCUUGCAGGACACGGACGCCUUCGUGCUCGUCUAUGAUAUCUGCAGCCCAGACAGUUUCGAUUACGUGAAGGCGCUACGGCAACGCAUCUCGGAGACCAGGCCGGCGGGCGCACCCGAGGCUCCCAUCCUCGUGGUAGGCAACAAGCGGGACCGGCAGCGGCUGCGCUUCGGGCCUCGGCGCGCGCUGGCCGCCCUGGUGCGCAGGGGCUGGCGCUGCGGCUACCUCGAGUGCUCCGCCAAGUACAAUUGGCACGUGCUGCGUCUUUUCCGCGAGCUGCUGCGUUGCGCUUUGGUGCGUGCACGCCCUGCGCACCCGGCCCUGCGCCUGCAGGGGGCGCUGCAUCCAGCGCGUUGCAGCCUCAUGUGAUUGAACUGGACGUCGACGCCGAAGGUGCGGGGGAGGGUGGUUUGAUCGGAACAACCGGGUACCCGGAUUGGACGAAAUUGCCCAACUUCUCUCGGAUUGGACAGGACAAAGUCUCCUCCCUGAUUGGAUGAGGAAACCUCCCACUCAGUCUCCGGGGCGACAGGACUUUCUUUGAACUGUAUUGGACCCUGCCAGGCCCCCAAGCCACACUGGGCUCCAGCAGUCUUUUCUGGGACCUCAUUGGGUUACAGUCCCAUUGGGUAGAAGGGACUUGGCUGUGGAUCUGAUUGGAAGCGCUCAGGUUGCUCCUGCGGCUCCACUGGACAGACUCUAAAAUCACACCUCUCAGGAGGUAAUAAAGGGUAAAACG